Messenger RNA from Drosophila subobscura, 566 nucleotides. RefSeq names its product NTF2-related export protein (gene Nxt1). Gene Ontology annotation, cellular component: nuclear pore central transport channel. Gene Ontology annotation, biological process: protein import into nucleus. The coding region runs from base 78 to 485 and encodes 135 amino acids. The transcript is spliced from 3 exons. The record is from RefSeq and is a predicted model, not a curated record. NCBI's taxonomy places the organism in Eukaryota, Metazoa, Arthropoda, Insecta, Diptera, Drosophilidae.
UUUUGAAAAGAAAACGGUAUAUUUCGGUAUACAUCUAAGGGUCAAACGGGAUAAUCUACAAAUCCGGACAAAACAAUAUGAACAGCGAACUGAAGACCAAAGUCGAAAGCUGUGCACACACAGCGGAGGAUUUCACGCGCCUCUACUACGCUUCCUUCGACAAUCGUCGCCAUCAAUUGGGGCGUCUGUACCUUGACAAUGCCGUCUUUAGCUGGAAUGGAAAUGGAGCUAAUGGACGUCAAAUGAUCGAACGCUAUUUUCUGGAGUUGCCUUCAUCAAGCCAUCAGAUGAACACCCUUGACGCCCAGCCGAUACUGGAUGCUGCAGUGGGAAAUCAGCUUACGUACUUAGUAAUGGCCAGCGGCACUGUCAAGUACCACGACCAGCCGAUGCGUAAUUUCCAGCAGUCGUUUAUUGUAACUGCCGAGGACGACAAGUGGAAGAUCGCCUCGGACUGCUAUCGCCUGCAGGAAGUGACCCUGUGAUCAAUGCAGGGGUUAUUAGUUCAUAAUGUCUUUUUACAAACACAAGCUAGACUAAAGAUGAAACAUGGAUAUUUUUAUUUA